Parathielavia appendiculata is the source of this 334-nucleotide messenger RNA. RefSeq lists its product as uncharacterized. The transcript has a single exon. NCBI's taxonomy places the organism in Eukaryota, Fungi, Ascomycota, Sordariomycetes, Sordariales, Chaetomiaceae. Bases 49 to 270 code for a protein of 73 amino acids. The record is from RefSeq and is a predicted model, not a curated record.
AAGCUGCUCGGAGAUAAAAGCACAUGACAUCUCAGGGCCAAACCGGUCAUGCCGCACUUUCUGAAGGACUUCAUCUUCAUAUGCUUUCUGCUUAUUUGGACGGUCAGGUCGGGGUGCAUCCUGCACAUGGAUAUCCUUGAUGACAGGGGCUUGGCUGUUGGAUCAAAGCCACGUUCAAGAGCUUUGGAAGCAAUGGAUUCGACGGUUUUAGGCUUUAAACCAGCGAUGGCUUCAAUGGUUGCGUUAUCGAGCUUCAGAAUAAGCCGUUAAGACAAGUGCUUACGCACGUGUGGCAAUAUCAGGUAGGAAGCUGGAAAAAUGGUAAGAAGGAGAG